Messenger RNA from Lycium barbarum (goji berry), 1480 nucleotides. Its product is annotated as protein S40-1-like. Bases 636 to 1154 code for a protein of 172 amino acids. The transcript has a single exon. NCBI's taxonomy places the organism in Eukaryota, Viridiplantae, Streptophyta, Magnoliopsida, Solanales, Solanaceae. The record is from RefSeq and is a predicted model, not a curated record.
GUGAGGUUUUCGAAAACUCUCCUUUUUAUAUUUUCUUUUUCCUGUGGGUGUUUUGGACUUUCAUUUGGUAAAAAUAUUCCUCUCUUUGGUUUUCAGUUUCACUCGUGAAAAUCAUCAUUUUCUUUUUAGCUUUUGAGCUUCAGUUUCCAGUUUUGAGGGUGAUGAAAGUUUCAAAGCUCAUGUCAUAGUUAUCUAUACAAAAAACUCUGUUGUACUUGUCUUUUUCCUUCUGAUACUGCUGCAGAUUAAGACUAGCCCCUUGAAAUCUGGGAUCUUCUUUGUUUUUACAGAAAAACAUACUCAAAAAACAUUUCACAUUUCUUUUUUCUCUGUUUGGUUGGAGUGGAGUUUGCUAUUCAACGAAAAGCUUCAACCUUUUUUUGGAGUUAUUGAACCUAAGGCAAAGGAAGAUUCCAGAAACUAUUCUCUUACAUCUUCUUCUUUUUUCUUAAUGAUUCCCAAAAAUACCAAAAAAAAGAAAAAGAAAAGAACAAACAACCCUUUCUCUUAGCUAUAAAGAGUUGUGGUGUAAGGCUUUCUAGCUGGCAAGCUUUUUGGUACUUCAAACAAAGAAAGUGUCCUUUUUCUCUGUACUCAUUCUUCUAAUCUUGAGAGAUCAAAUUAAAACCCCCAAAAUGGAUGAGUUUAAUGGUGGCUAUAGCAACAGAAACAAAGGAAAAACUGAGAAAGAUGGGGACUUUGAAGAAGAAGAUGUAUGGGCGUUUGUGAAGGAAAGAGACAAUUCAUCAAAGGUGAUUAUUCCAAGAGGUAACAGUAUUAGUAGUAGUAGGAGUACUAGUAACAAGUCCAUGGUUCAAAAAUCUUCAUCAUCAAGUCCUGUUAACAUUCCAGACUGGUCCAAGAAUUUCAAUAACAAGAAAUCAAGAAGAGUUAGUACUAUAACAGAUCAUGGUUCAUCAUCAUCAAUUGCUACUAGUGAUGGAAAUGUUGAUACUAGUAUUAAUGUAGAUGAAGAAGAAGAUGAUUAUGGUGAUGGAAUGGUGCCACCACAUGAAUAUAUAGCAAGAAGGCUAGCAAGAAAUCAGAUUGCUGCUUCAUUCUCAAUGAUGGAAGGAGUUGGAAGGACUCUUAAGGGAAGGGACCUUAGUAAAUUGAGGAAUGCCAUUUUAACUAAGACUGGUUUCUUGGAAUAGUAUGAGUAUUAUUCACCAUCAUAUGUUUGCAGCACCUAACUAACUAAAUUAGACCAUCCAUCUUCAUCAUAUGUCGUUAUCAUUUUUAGUACCAUUAGACUACUAUGUAUUAUAUAUAGACAUAUAGUAUGCAUGUGUUAGCUAGCCAAAGGUCCACCAUCUGCUUUUUCUUUUUUAUUUUCUUCAUCAUUAUGUUUAAGUAUGGCCUUCUUAUUUUGAGCUCAGAGAUGCAGUUUUGGGUUCUUUUUUCUGGAGGAAAAAGAAUGGCAGGCUCUGAGAUUUUGUCUGGAAGGUUUAUAGGAGCAUAUGUUUUUGUAUUCGCUAUC